Messenger RNA from Oppiella nova, 273 nucleotides. The record is from the annotation of a GenBank genome assembly. Lineage: Eukaryota; Metazoa; Arthropoda; Arachnida; Sarcoptiformes; Oppiidae.
AUGGGUAAAAUUAUGAAACCCGGGAAAGUGGUGUUAGUGUUGGCCGGGAAGUACGCCGGGAGGAAGGCUGUGAUCCUUCGCAACCACGACGAGGGCACUAACGACAAGAGCUAUGGACACGCAUUGUUCCCCUUCGACAAGACGACCACCAGUAAGGAUGUGGUGAAAGACGGCGCGAAGAAGCGUAAGGCUCGUCGAGAAAUCAGACAACUCUUCGAAGAGCGAUACAAAUCCGGAAAGAAUCGCUGGUUUUUCACUAAAUUAAGAUUUUGA